AUGAGGAAGAGAAAAAACGAACGGAAGGUGACAAGAGAGGAAGGGGUUAGCCAGGAGGAUCAAAUAGUUAAACCCCGCGAAGAGUUGCAUUUUUGCGGAGAAGUGGCUGGAAAUGAAAAGUAAAACCGGAAAAAUUGGAAAUAUGCCAAUGCAAAAAAAGGCUCUAUACUCCUUUCAAAUCCCAUAUUCCCCCCUCAGGAACUCUUGCAGACGACAGAUAUCGAAGCGAUCUGGUUCGCUUCCGGCGUCACUUGAUUGUAAUAAUCGCGUCAUUUCUCGUAUCCUAAGGCUUAUCCUGAUAAUGAAUGAUAUUACAACGUGUCCUUAGGGCAACCGAUCGAUCACCAGAUCUGGGCCCGCCGGGGCCUAUAUAAGUUCGGAACCAUAUUCAAGAAGGUAUGUAGCGAUGAGUGGUUCUUUGCGGUUGCUUUGCGUUGUUGUGUGGUUAUAUUGAGUUUUCUGGUUUCAGAUGGCGCUGGGCAGCGAGACGAAGACAGCGGUUUCUCUAUCUUCCAAUAGAGAUAGAGAAACUUGGGAAGUUCCUAGGCCAGAAAAUAAAACGUAAGCGCCGGCGAGGGCGGGCAGUUACCGCUGACGUAAAACGUGGACGUAAUGAUGGAAGAAGGUGAGCGAAACGCUGUGAUUUAAAUAUUUUGAGCUGUCUGCUUGCAUGUUUUGUAAUUCCGCAGCUUUCAGUGGCAAGUAUCCUCUAUAA
Molecule: messenger RNA, 715 nt
Organism: Bursaphelenchus xylophilus (pine wood nematode)
Lineage: Eukaryota; Metazoa; Nematoda; Chromadorea; Rhabditida; Aphelenchoididae
Source: the annotation of a GenBank genome assembly